ACAUUGAUCUGCUUUAGUGUGACUCAGCUUCAGCCAUGGCAGACUGUCUUCAUCCUACUCUGCUGAUGAAUGAUGGCAACAAGAUCCCAGUUAUUGGGUUUGGGACGUACGCUCCAGAAUAUAUCCCGGUUUCCCUCAGUGAAGAAGCCACUGAAGUUGCCAUUGAGGUUGGCUACCGCCACAUAGAUGGAGCACACUUGUAUCAGAAUGAGAAAGAGGUGGGUCGUGCCAUCCAGAAGAAGAUCGCUGAUGGGACCGUGAAAAGGGAAGAUCUCUUUUACACAGGAAAGUUAUGGUCCACGUUUCACUCACCAGAGCUGGUAGAACCUAAUGUGAAGCAUUCACUGGAAACCCUCCAACUGGAUUAUAUGGACCUCUUCCUCAUCCACUGGCCCUUUUCACUUAAGCCCGGAGGAGAUCUGAUCCCCAUGGAUGAAAAUGGAAAACCUCAACUCGAUACCACAACAGACCUGUGCGCUUUAUGGGAGGCCAUAGAGAAGUGUAAGGACGCUGGGCUGGUAAAAUCUAUUGGAGUCUCCAACUUUAACCGUCGGCAGCUGGAGAAGAUUUUCAACAAGCCUGGACUGAAGUAUAAGCCAGUGUGCAACCAGGUUGAAUGUCAACCAUACCUGAAUCAGAGCAAAUUGUUGGAGUUCUGCAAGUCACAUGACAUCUUGCUUACUGCGUACAGUGUCCUGGGCUCACACAGACACAAGGAUUGGGUGGAUCAGAACUCUCCAGUACUACUGGAAGAUCCGCUUUUAGCUAAAAUAGGCAAGAAGUACAAUAAGACCCCGGCGAACAUCGCUAUUCGCUACCAGAUCCAGCGUGGAGUGGUGGCCAUCACCAAAAGUUAUAACCCGGACAGAAUUAAGGAAAAUUUCAAGGUCUUUGACUUUGAGCUGACACCUGAAGACAUGAAAGCUAUUGACGGGUUAAACAAGAACCUUCGUUAUGUGGAUAUUCCACUAUUUGCUGCUCAUCCGGAGUACCCCCUGCAUGAUGAAUAUUAGGGGACAUUUUGAAGUAAUAUC
This is a messenger RNA of Nanorana parkeri, 1034 nucleotides long. RefSeq names its product aldo-keto reductase family 1 member C1 homolog. The record is from RefSeq and is a predicted model, not a curated record. Gene Ontology annotation, biological process: steroid metabolic process. The coding region runs from base 36 to 1013 and encodes 325 amino acids. The transcript has 9 exons. Lineage: Eukaryota; Metazoa; Chordata; Amphibia; Anura; Dicroglossidae. Gene Ontology annotation, molecular function: aldose reductase (NADPH) activity; steroid dehydrogenase activity; ketosteroid monooxygenase activity. Gene Ontology annotation, cellular component: cytosol.